UGAUGUAACAUUGAAUAGCUUUUGUUUAAUUAGAAUGGAAAACCCCACGUGGAGACAACGUAUAAACAAUGGUGUUUACCUUGGGAACACUCUUUGAGGCAGCUCUUUUACUGAUCAACUCCAUAGCCAUUCUCAAUGAGGAGAGAUUCCUCAAGAAAGUUGGCUGGGGUAGAGACUACAGGAACGAGGGCUUCGUGGAUCAAGGUGGCGUCAAGUUCCAGUUAGUCAACCUCAUCACGUCAGUACAGACAUUGCUAAGAGUACCUUUGCUGGUCGUAAACAUCCUGGUCAUCCUGUAUGAGCUCAUCCUGGGAUAGCUGCUAUGAAUGACAGUGACUCAGAAGACCACAGAACUAUGUUGUAGACUAUAAUUAUAUGCAACCCUCAUGGCAUAUUGAUAUUGGACUUUUCAAGGAAUCUAAUUUUUAUUGAUAAACUUAAUGCUUCAAUGAGUGCAUAAUGUUCCGUUUUAUCUCCCCUCUUCUAUAUGACAUUCUGUCUUGCACUGAUGCUAUUCAUGUAAACACUCUGAUAUUCAUGGACUUGUUUGUGUGAAAUGA
Halichondria panicea is the source of this 560-nucleotide messenger RNA. RefSeq names its product immediate early response 3-interacting protein 1-like. The record is from RefSeq and is a predicted model, not a curated record. Gene Ontology annotation, cellular component: endoplasmic reticulum membrane; Golgi membrane; COPII-coated ER to Golgi transport vesicle. Gene Ontology annotation, biological process: endoplasmic reticulum to Golgi vesicle-mediated transport. The coding region runs from base 69 to 317 and encodes 82 amino acids. The transcript is spliced from 3 exons. NCBI's taxonomy places the organism in Eukaryota, Metazoa, Porifera, Demospongiae, Suberitida, Halichondriidae.